Molecule: messenger RNA, 2825 nt
Organism: Aspergillus ibericus CBS 121593
Lineage: Eukaryota; Fungi; Ascomycota; Eurotiomycetes; Eurotiales; Aspergillaceae
Product: Pumilio-family RNA binding repeat-containing protein
Exons: 8
Coding region: 1-2592 (863 amino acids)
Biological process (GO): post-transcriptional regulation of gene expression
Cellular component (GO): cytoplasm
Molecular function (GO): mRNA 3'-UTR binding
Source: RefSeq, a predicted model, not a curated record
AUGUCUUUACUCUCAGAUGGCUCCCCUAAGCUUGGGCGCAAGCAAUCUGUAGGGAAUAUCAUCGAUAGUAGCGGGAGUGCCAUAGCACAUGCAUUACAACUCGAACGCGAAGCGUCAGGCCACAAACAUUCGAACGUUUCAAGCAGCCCUCCAGACCGUACAGUAUCCUCUAAAGUUGGGAACUACCAUGUCUCGGAUGGUGAUAAACAUGACAUUCAGUCCAACAAGAAGCAGAAGCUAGAGCACUCAAGCCAUGUCUCUUCAACUGGGAAUUCGGAGAUGGAGAAGCUCCUGGCGAAGCUCUCGCCCAAGCCUCAGUUGUCAACCAACAAGCUUCCUGUAGAGCCAGAUAUCAUUACGAGACUAUCUGACAAGCAAACCUUGCUCAAGACACAGGAUCGCACAUUUGUCAACCACAGAAUGCUUCUAGGAGACGAUGAAGAGUUGAAUGAAACCUCGAGUAUACUGCCAACUAGGGAUGCAUACCAGCCCCCUCACCUGAUAGAUGUUGACAAGUCAGAUACUGCACCAAUCGAUAUAUCCGAAGUGCUACGCUUGAAGCAAGAAUUGCUUGCCGCUAAUUCUAAAAUUGCCCUUCAGGAACAAGAAUUAGCACAGACACGUGUGAUCAAACAUACGUUAGACCAGGCACUUGGGCCUCCCUCUGAAACAGACUUCAGUGGGCGUGAGAUUACAGAACAAACAAUAAGCAAUCUACAAAGCGCCCUUAACUCAUCAAAUCCAACAUUCAGCCAGUUUCAAGAUGGGUGGAAUGCCCAGGAUGAUUCUCAAUCAGAUAUGUCCGAUGCACUUUCAGCCGGAGCGUACAAUAGGGCUCGGGGAUACUGGAUUCCUCCGACGCAGCAAGUGUGUAGCACGAGCAGUGCUUCGGCUACAGAAAUACCCUAUGGCGAACCAUUAUCUUUGCCUAACAGUAACUCUUUCGGUGGCGACUCGAACAAAUUUUGGGGUAACUCAAGUACGAAUCCUAGCAUACCUGGUCAUGACAUCUUCCGGUCCCAUCGCGUCUUUUCGGGUCCCUCCCAUGGGGCUUACACUUUUGAUACACGGCUCUCUGAAGGACAGGCCAGGUAUCUCCAAGGACCCGGGCUUGGACCACGCCGUUCAGUCACUCAGGCCAGCCGUAAUGGAUCAUGUUUUCCAACACAAAGCCCUGCUUGGAGCACAUUUACCACCGGCUCUUCUGACUCACAUGGGCCGAGGUCUCCUGCAAGCAGAUCAAAUAAUGCAUACCAACAGGUUGGUCUAUAUCCUAUCCCACAAUAUCAUCAACGGCCGGUUGGAACACCUCUAUCGCCCACGGCGACUGAGUUCACUGCCCCUAACCCUAAUACGGCACCAUGGCCAAGUUCUUCGGUGGGUGGAAAUACCACUCAGACGUACAUAUCGCCUCUUGAACCAAUCAACUACCGUCGUCUCCUUGACAGGAAUGUUUCUUGUGACUGGAAAUAUAUAGUUGACAAAAUCGUUUGCAAUAAUGAUCAGCAGGCGUCAAUCUUCUUGCAACAGAAACUCAAGGUUGGAACAACCGAGCAGAAAUUUGACAUUAUAGAGGCCAUAGUGCACCAAGCCUAUCCCUUGAUGGUCAACCGCUUCGGGAACUUCCUUGUCCAACGUUGCUUCGAGCAUGGAACUCCGGAGCAAGUUGUGUCAAUUGCUAAUGCAAUCAAAGGAAACACUCUAAGCCUUAGUAUGGAUCCGUUUGGUUGCCAUGUUAUACAAAAAGCUUUUGACUGCGUUCCAGAAGAACACAAGGCAGUCAUGGUCCAUGAGCUCCUACGCAGAAUCCCGGAAACUGUUAUUCACCGGUAUGCGUGCCAUGUCUGGCAGAAGCUUUUCGAACUACGAUGGAGCGGUGAGCCACCUCAGAUAAUGACAAAAGUAAACGAGGCACUGCGAGGAAUGUGGCAUGAGGUUGCGUUGGGUGAGACAGGAAGCUUGGUAGUUCAGAAUAUCUUCGAGAACUGCGUUGAGGAUGAGAAGCGUCCCGCGAUCGAAGAAGUGCUAGCGAAGAUCGAUGUUCUCGCACAUGGCCAGUUUGGAAACUGGUGUAUCCAGCAUAUCUGUGAGCAUGGUGCUCCUCAGGAUAAGAGUCGUGCAGUAGAGCACAUCAUUCUUUGGUCAGUGGACUAUAGUAUGGACCAAUUUGCCUCAAAGAUUGUAGAGAAGUGUUUGAAGAUAGGUGGUUCCGAGUUUCUGGACCGCUAUCUUGCUCGAGUCUGCACCGGCCGAACUGACCGUCCAAGGAUGCCUUUAAUUGACAUUGCAGGGGAUCAAUACGGAAAUUACCUAAUUCAGUGGAUCUUGAUGAAUGCUGCACCUCACCAGCGUGAGCUGGUUGCUAGCCAUAUUCGUAAACACAUGGUGUCUUUGCGAGGUUCUAAAUUCGGAUCACGUGUGGCUAUGCUUUGCUGCAAUCCCUCUCAUACGACUCGUCCGGGCCCGGGCUCUGGGAUGCCAAUCGGCCGCUAUAACAACUUCAACGACGACAGGUUCCCCAUUGCUGGGCAGCACGGGGGGCGUUUCAGCCGUGGGAGCCAAUGGAACCCUAGCUACCCUCCAUUUCGCUGAAGGGCUUCAUGAAAAUAACUCGUUUUGAGACUCACCUCGUAGCCAUAUAUGGUUGUUUAUUGACAGAAGGUAUUGGCUUCAAGUCGUCAUUCCUAAGCUGAGAAGUUGUCACAUAUCUUUCUUUAUACGCGCUAUUCUAGGGAUCGGGCAGGGUCAUAUUGCCUUACGCCUCAAGGCAUCCUCCCUUCUUAUACCCCAGAGAAAGAAAAGAAAAGGGGAAGAAUAGAGAGGGA